GGUUCCCGUCGCAGUCCCGCCAUCCUUCCCAUCAGCACAUCCACAUCCAGGCUGGCAUAGCCAACGGCCAUGACCAAUUUCUGGCUUCCCAGGGGCCUCGGCCGGCCACUCCGAUGGCAGCAUCGUCUCUACAGACUCAAAAUCCAUACUAGGAGGACAUUUGCAACAGUUGGCUCCGACUCAAGGCCAUUCGAUGUCGUUGUUAUUGGCGGUGGCCACGCCGGCUCGGAAGCUUGCGCGGCAGCGGCUCGCGCGGGCGCUCGGACAGCGCUGAUCACGCCCGACAUCGACAACCUCGGCGUCUGCUCGUGCAACCCUAGUUUCGGCGGCAUCGGCAAGGGCACCAUCCUGCGCGAGGUCGAUGCGCUGGACGGGCUGGCGGGGCGUGUCAUCGACAAGGCGGGAGUGCAGUUCAGGGUGUUGAACCGCCGCAAGGGGCCGGCCGUGUGGGGCCCGCGCGCCCAGAUCGAUCGCGCCCUGUACAAGAAGCACAUGCGCGAGGAGCUCGAGUCGUAUCCGAACCUGUCGAUCGUGCUCGGCAGGGUAUCCGACAUCGUCAUCGCGGACAACCACGACGACCCGGCUGCCGAUGGCGCUAAGAGCAAGAUCACGGGGGUGCGCCUGGAGUCGGGCGAGGUGCUGCCCACGAGCCAGGUGGUCAUCACGACGGGCACCUUCCUAGGCGGCGAGAUCCACAUCGGCCUCGAGGCCUUCCCCUCGGGACGGAUGGGCGAGCAGGCCACCUUCGGGCUGAGCAAAUCACUGCGCGAAGCAGGCUUUCAGCUCGGCCGGCUCAAGACGGGCACCCCGCCACGGCUCGCCAAGAACAGCAUCAAAUGGGACAUCCUCGAGGAGCAGCGCGGCGACGAACCGCCGAUGCCCUUCAGCUAUCUCAACGACGCCGUAACAGUGCGGGACCAGCUGCUGUGCUACGCGACCUACACCAACCACGCCACGCACGACAUCGUCCGCGCCAACCUGGACAAGACCAUCCACAUCCGCGAGACGGUCAAGGGCCCGCGCUACUGCCCCUCGCUCGAGUCCAAGAUCAUCCGCUUCGGCGACCGCGAGCGCCACAUCGUCUGGCUCGAGCCCGAAGGCUUCGACAACGACGUGAUCUACCCCAACGGGCUCAGCAUGACCGUGCCCGCCGCCGCCCAGGAACAGCUCCUCCGCACGAUUCGCGGCCUCGAAGACGUGGUGAUGCUGCAGCCCGGCUACGGCGUCGAGUACGACUACGUCGACCCGCGCAGCCUCAAGCGCACGCUCGAGACCAAGGCCAUCCGCGGCCUCUUCCUCGCCGGCCAGAUCAACGGCACGACGGGCUACGAAGAAGCCGCCGGGCAGGGCAUCAUCGCGGGCAUCAACGCCGGCCGCGCCGCCCUCUCGCAGCCCCCGAUUACCCUCUCCCGCGCCGACGCUUACAUCGGCAUCAUGAUCGACGACCUGGUCACCAAGGGCGUGUCGGAGCCGUAUCGCAUGUUCACCUCGCGCUCCGAGUUCCGGCUGACCGCCCGCCCCGACAACGCCGACGUCCGGCUGACCGCCCGCGGGCGCGAGUGGGGCGUCGUGUCGGAUGCGCGCUGGGCCCGCUUCCGCGACGACGCCCAGCGCGUGGCCGACCUGAAGCGCGUCCUGCGCGACACGCUGCUCACCCCGGAGGCGUGGCAGCGCGCGGGGGUGCCCAUCGUCUCCAAGGACGAGGCCCGCCGCCGCGACGGCCACGAGGUCCUCCGCAUGCCCGGGGUCACACCCACGCAUUUACUGACCGCGUCCCUCCCGGGCGUCCGCGACCCGGAGCGGUUCCCGCCGCGCAUCCGCGAGCGCGUCUACGUCGAGGUCAUCUACGAGCCCUACGCGCGCCUGCAGGCGGCCGAAGCCGCCAAGCUCCGGCGGGACGAGGACAUGCGCCUGCCCGUGGACCUGGACUACGACGCCGUGCACGGCCUGAGCAUCGUGGAGAAGACGGUGCUGAAGGAGACGCGGCCCGAGAGCAUUGCGCAGGCGCGGCGGAUCGAGGGGGUCACGCCCGCCGGGCUGGUCAAGCUACUGGGGUAUGUGAGGCGGCUGGAUAGGAGUGGUAGUGGUACUAGUAGUAGUACUGCCAAGAGGUGGGGAGCCGACGAGAAGGACAAGGAUGUUAUUGUGGAGGGCUUGGACAUGUCCGGCGUGGACGGGGACCUCGAGACGCUGGAUGCGAAGAGUCGGCUUGCUGACUUAUGACGAUGACCGGAGUUUGCUUCAUGCUUGAAGGGGUAUAAGAGUCAGUGUAUGUGUGUGUAUAUAUAUGUAGUAUGAUUGCUUUUUUUGAAUGCUUUCUAGACGGGCCCGGAGCAAAGGAUCGUUACAAGGCUGGGUAAAAAAGGGGUCGACGGUCGGCGCUCUAAAGGAGUAAACUAAAUUACUUUGAUAACUACUUUAUUGGUACACGUACACAUAUGUUAGAAGU
Molecule: messenger RNA, 2449 nt
Organism: Chaetomium strumarium
Lineage: Eukaryota; Fungi; Ascomycota; Sordariomycetes; Sordariales; Chaetomiaceae
Product: glucose inhibited division protein A-domain-containing protein
Exons: 2
Coding region: 70-2223 (717 amino acids)
Biological process (GO): mitochondrial tRNA wobble uridine modification; tRNA methylation
Cellular component (GO): mitochondrion; cytosol
Molecular function (GO): flavin adenine dinucleotide binding
Source: RefSeq, a predicted model, not a curated record